CCCUCGACAGUCAAGUCGAGUCAUCGACUUCAUACUCUACUUGGUGUUGCAAUGAAAUAAAGAAUGACGACAAAGAUUUGCGUACCUUGUGGCUAUUCAAGCACCUCUUCAACCAGCAGCACGUCCGGUGUCCUUAACACAUUCAGCUUGAAUAUCAGCUAUGGAGAGUUCAAUGGAGCCUUCAAUGUUCUUCGUGAUAAUGGUGCUGCGCAGCGAAUCGUGAUCGUUCAUCCAACCCUAGUUGCACUUCGACGCGAGACACCUCAAAACUUCAUCGCCUCAUAUGUAGACGAAUACCCGAAGUCUGAAACAAGGGUUCUGCGCGGCGAGGUCCCAACUAGGUCUCAAAAUAAUCAUCCUGACUCACAAUGUCUCAGGUGCGAUCGCAAAUACGGGUCAAUCUCGUUAGGACACCCAACGUCACAUGGAGUAAGAUAGCAGAAACAUGCAACGGCCGAAGCAUAUAGCUGAGAAGCCAUCGAUAUAUUAUGAUCUUCGUUCCUGUACGCCAGUCAGUAGACUCGCCAAAUGUGGCGCGAGAACGUGCGCCACAAAGGAAUUCGGGGAGACACGGCCUAAGAUGGACUUGCGAGCUCAUCGAUGUUAUUGAGAUCUUUGCCGUGCUGAAUGAAAGAACCUUAUGUAG
Messenger RNA from Somion occarium, 646 nucleotides. The record is from the annotation of a GenBank genome assembly. Lineage: Eukaryota; Fungi; Basidiomycota; Agaricomycetes; Polyporales; Cerrenaceae.